Messenger RNA from Colletotrichum orchidophilum, 1593 nucleotides. RefSeq lists its product as uncharacterized. Bases 1 to 1593 code for a protein of 530 amino acids. The record is from RefSeq and is a predicted model, not a curated record. Gene Ontology annotation, biological process: transmembrane transport. Lineage: Eukaryota; Fungi; Ascomycota; Sordariomycetes; Glomerellales; Glomerellaceae. Gene Ontology annotation, cellular component: membrane. The transcript has 7 exons. Gene Ontology annotation, molecular function: transmembrane transporter activity.
AUGGCCGACAAGAAGAACAUUUCAGCUCUAAUGAGACCCUUACCAGACAGCGGUGAGGCCAGCAAAGAUGGUCUGACAUUUGCUCGACGUGGUGAGCAGAUCGACGAAGCGACGAGUGGAGGUGUUUCUGGAUUCGAUGCCGAGAGAAUGAGAGCUCGCUCUCUGCUUACGGCUGAGGAGGAGAAAAAUCUCAUGAGACGCGUCGACCUCAGAAUAAUGACCAUAUGCUCUCUGCUCUUUCUAAUGAAGAAUAUCGACUCAGACAACAUUUCGAACGCGAGGAUCAUGAACAAAGGAACGCCAAGAAACAUCAUGACGCAGCUGGGUAUGGAUUCUGAUGAAUACAACCUUUUGACCGUCCUAUACUAUGUGCCCUACAUUGUUCUGGAAGCGCCAUCAAAUCUUUUGUUAAAGCGACUCAAACCGAGUGCUUGGCAAUCAAGGAUCAUGAUUUCUUGGGGUAUCGCACUGCUCUGCCACGUUCCUGUAACCAACAAAGGUGGCAUCUACGCCACCCGAUUCAUCCUUGGUGCAUUUGAAGCGGGAAUGUUCCCAGGUGUGAUACUUCAGAUGACCUAUUGGUACAGACCAGAUGAAAUGUCGAUUCGGCUACUUUAUUUUUAUGUACUUGGGAAUCUCUCGGGAAUCUUUAGUGGUAUUCUCGCGUUUGCAUUCGAUACCGUCUCUGGAUCAAGAGGAUUGUCCGGUUGGCAAUGGUUGUUCCUCGUGGAAGGGCUCAUCACUCUAGUUCUAGGCACAGCAGUUUAUUUUCUGCUGCCUGACUUCCCUCCCACCGCAAAGUGGCUGACCGAGAAGGAGAAAGCUUUCAUCCAAGCACGUCUUCCAGCCAAUGCCCCGAGGGCUGAAGAGAUGAACUUCAACUUCAGCGAAAUUGUGGACUCUCUCAAAGACCGCCGUUUAUGGCUCUUCACUCUUAUCUGGGCUACUUUUACAGUCGGCACAUCUGGUGUCCGUUUCUAUCAGCCAACGGUCAUCGCCAAUCUCGGGUUUACCACGAUAGCCCGAGCCCAGCUACUCAACCUGCCAAUCUCCCUCUUGUCCAUAUUCGUCAUUGGUGUGACGGGCUUUUUUGCAGACAAAGGAACCAUACCGCGACCCCUUUAUCCUCUCAGCGUCUUCGCUGUCGUGAUAGCUUGUUAUGGAGUCUUGGUCGCCUACCCUUCCAACGGCGCCGUCUAUGCUGCAACCCUCGUCGGAAACGCCUUCACCUCUGCCUUUUUCCCUCUCAUGUGGCCGUGGCGCGUGCAGACAACCUCGCGAGCUACAGGUUCAGCCUUUAGUAUCGGCUUUGUCAACAGUUACGGUCAAAUCGGCGGUGCCAUCGGCCCCCAGAUCUUCAGGUCCAAAUACGCACCGCGGUAUCAGACAAGUUUCGCUGCAGCCAUGGCCUUAGUUGUAUGCUGUGCCAUUGUCACGCUGAUCACAUGGUGGGUUACGAGAAAGACUGAGUCCGACACUCGCCGCCUGAAGAGAGCUAGAGUCCGUGCAGAGAGGGAUGGCCUGGCUGUGUUGGAUGAUGUUGUCGACCAGGAUUUGAACAAGAAGCGAUCCGACGACGAAGAAAGCGCCUAG